Iphiclides podalirius (scarce swallowtail) is the source of this 282-nucleotide messenger RNA. NCBI's taxonomy places the organism in Eukaryota, Metazoa, Arthropoda, Insecta, Lepidoptera, Papilionidae. The record is from the annotation of a GenBank genome assembly.
AUGAUUGAUUCCCAGAAGCCUCCUUUUAAUAAGGUCCUAAAACGCAAACAGUCGUACGGAGCGGCAAUGGACAGCGCGGAGAUCAACUCUCUCGCAGAACACGUCGUUCGCCCGUCAAAAACGUGGGGGCGCUACUGCGCGUUACGCUCGCUCUCGAUUUUUAUGUUUUCCGAAGGGCCGCGCCGCUUUGUUCGCGGCCGCAUCUGCCGCCGACGCCCGUCACCCACGCCGGAGCGUUUCCACUCGUCCCUUGGCACUGAGCGUGAUUGGCUUUUACCACGA